Adelges cooleyi (spruce gall adelgid) is the source of this 501-nucleotide messenger RNA. RefSeq lists its product as uncharacterized. The transcript has 9 exons. Lineage: Eukaryota; Metazoa; Arthropoda; Insecta; Hemiptera; Adelgidae. Bases 49 to 501 code for a protein of 150 amino acids. The record is from RefSeq and is a predicted model, not a curated record.
AUUUCAAAUAUUAUUAACGGAGACAAACCGUUCGAGACACUUAAUUUGAUGUUGGCUAUGCCAGAUAAAGCAAAUUUUAGAUUCACAAUUCAGCACGAUAAUUCAUUUAUUAUCAACUUACCAGAAAAUAUUGCCGUAGCUGAUCAGAAGGCAGUGCAAGAAGCAAUAUUCCAAGUUACAAAUAUCCAAGCGCCUCAACUUGGCCGCAACGAAACUUAUUCGAAUGAUCGUAGCACAUUGUCUCGGCUUGGAGAAAAGAGACGAAGAAUAAUUGGAAAUAUUACACAAAAUGUACUUAUCACUGCAUUAGAUAAAGGAAGACCAGAAUUCUCCAACCUUAAAGAAAUAUGUAUUCUAAUAGGUUUGGUCCGAAAUAUGCGAUUCCCAGAUACGUACAUAAAAGCCGCUAGAGUUGAACAAGAUGAUCAAGAUGAUUUUGCUUCAUUGAUGCAGAGCUCAGAGGCUAUUGGUUUCACUAUGAUGCCUACUAUGGCUUCUUAG